AUGUCGGCCUCAGAUCAUCUCAACAUUACCGCCGGCCAGCGUAUGAUCUCUGCCACUGUCGGAAGUGUCCUUACCUCGCUGCUGGUCACACCCUUGGAUGUUGUCCGUGUCAGAUUACAGUCUCAAUCGCCUCCCACACCACAUAACCUUUCUCGCUUCGCGGCAUACUCUACCAACUUUAAACACCUGCCACCAGAUCUAGGCAUCAACUCCUGCUGUCGAGAAGUGUUCUUUAUGGGGAGUAAUGGAGAAUUCUGUAUAGCCGGUCAUGGAAAUGGACACUCGUCCCAGGCCAUUGCAGCCGAUUGUGCUGUGGAGGAGACACAGAAGAGAACAUUUAACUCGACACUGGAUGGAAUAAGAAAGAUCGCGAGGAAUGAAGGUACAUUAACAUUAUGGCGUGGGCUUAGCCCAACUCUCGUGAUGGCCAUUCCUGCCAACGUCAUCUACUUCACGGGGUAUGACUGGCUUCGUUAUAGCCAUGUCAGUCCGGUAAGACGUGUGUCCAACGAUACCUAUGCGCCUCUGGUAGCAGGUGCGAUUGCCCGAGUGGCGGCAGCAUUUGCUAUAUCACCAAUUGAAAUGUUCCGGACACGAAUGCAGGCCACUCAGGGAGUUUCGACCGGCAUUUACAGAGAGACAUUCUAUGGACUGCGACGAAUGACACAAACACAAGGAUAUACAUCACUCUGGCGUGGGCUAACCUUGACCAUGUGGCGAGAUGUUCCCUUUUCAGGAUUUUACUGGUGGGGCUAUGAGGCACUACGCAACUCUUUGACCGAUGCGAGGGCAGCUUCUAGGGGGCAAGAACUUGAUCCCGAUCGGUCUCUGACAAGCGGAAGACAACUUCAGAAGGAUGAAUCGCACACAGCCACCUUUGUGGAUAGUUUUUUCGCCGGCGCGGUGUCAGGGGCUGUGGCAGCAUUCAUCACAACUCCCUUUGAUGUUGGUAAGACCCGUCAACAAGUCUACCAUCAUGCCGGUGAUGAUGCAGGCUCAAUAGCUGCAGCCCGAGAAGCCGUCAAGAACGGGAAGGUCAUUCCCGAGGAAUUGUCCAUGCCACGAUUCCUGAUGCACAUACUCCGAGAAGAAGGGUUGGGUGGAUUGUUCAAAGGAUGGGCCGCCCGAUGUUUGAAGGUAGCACCUGCGUGUGCUAUCAUGAUCAGCAGCUACGAAGUUGGCAAGAAAUGGGCCAAGAGCCAAAACGAAAAGAAGGCCGACAAGGAACAGGAGUGA
Exophiala aquamarina CBS 119918 is the source of this 1236-nucleotide messenger RNA. RefSeq lists its product as uncharacterized. The record is from RefSeq and is a predicted model, not a curated record. Lineage: Eukaryota; Fungi; Ascomycota; Eurotiomycetes; Chaetothyriales; Herpotrichiellaceae. The coding region runs from base 1 to 1236 and encodes 411 amino acids. Gene Ontology annotation, biological process: mitochondrial transmembrane transport. The transcript is spliced from 2 exons.